AUGAAGUUCCUCACCCUCGCCUGUCUGGCGACCUCGGCCGUCGCCGGCGUCGUCAACCGCGAGCCCCCUACCGGCGUGUAUGAGCGCGAUCUUCCCCUGAUCACUGGCAUCAUCACCAAUGUCGGCAAUGGCCUCGACACCCUGGACGGCGCCGUCAAGUCGUUCAGCGGCGACUCCAAGCCCGUCGAGGACGCGUCCGCGGCCCUCGUCGCCACCCUCAAGGACGGCAAGACCAAGGUCGACGCCUCGGGAGACCUGACUCUGGGCGACGCUCUCGGUCUGCAGGACCCUGUCAAGUCUCUGCAGACCAAGGGCGAGACUCUUCUCACCGACCUCAAGGCCCGCAAGGCCGAUAUUGAGAAGUUCAACCUGUGCGACAUCACUCGCCAGCAAGUCACGGACAUCAACACCAACUCCAACGCUCUGAUCGACUCCAUCGUCUCCAAGGUUCCUCCUCUGGCCCAGGGCAUUGCCAAGUCGCUCGCCGCGCCCCUGAUCGAGACUCUGAAGAACGCUCAGGCGGAGUUCAGCGAGGCCAACUGCAAGAACUCGGGCACCACCACCUCCACGACCUCGGCUCCUCCGGAGACGACGACGACCACUGCCCCCCCAGAGACCACCACGACUACCGCCCCUCCGGAGACCACUACGACCACUGCUCCGCCGGAGACCACCACGACCACCGCUCCUCCGGAGACUACCACCACGGACUGCGACGAGACCACUACCACGGCCCCGCCGAAGACCACCACCACGGACUGUGAUGAGACCACCACGACGUCUCCUCCCGAGACCACGCCUUGCGAGACUGAGACGGAGAGCACUGUCGCCCCCACGACCACGUCUAAGCCGGAGACCACCCCUUGCGAGACCGAGACCGAGUCGACGGUUGCUCCCACGACCACCAAGCCUGGCGAGACCACCACUCCCUGCGAGACGGAGACGGAGAGCACCGCCGUUCCUACCACCACCAGGCCUGGCGAGACCACCACUCCUUGUGAGACGGAGACGGAGACGACUGCGGCUCCCACUACCACCAAGCCCGGUGAGACGACCAAGCCUGGCGAGACUACUACGCCUUGCGAGACGGAGACGGAGUCGACCGCAGCUCCCACCACGACCAAGCCUGGUGAGACGACCAAGCCCGGAGAGACUACCACGCCUUGCGAGACGGAGACGGAGACCACUGCUGCUCCUACUACGACUAAGCCUGGCGAGACCACCAAGCCCGGCGAGACGACUCCUUGCGAGACGGAGACUCAGCCCACUGGCGUUCCCACCACCACCAAGCCCGGCGAGACCACCAAGCCUGGCGAGACUACUAAGCCUGGCGAGACCACUCCUUGCGAGACCGAGACUCAGCCUACUGGUGUUCCUACCACCACCAAGCCUGGCGAGACGACCAAGCCUGGCGAGACGACGUCCUGCGAGACGGAGACCCAGCCCACGGGUGCCCCUACCACCACCCAGCCUGGCCAGACCACCAAGCCUGGUGAGACUACUCCUUGCGAGACGGAGACUCAGCCCACUGGCGCUCCCACGACGACCAAGCCCGGCGAGACCCAGCCCGGCGAGACCACGCCCUGUGAGACGACCGGCCCGGGUGCCACCAACCCUCCGGCCCAGUCCACCACUGCUCCGGGCGGCAACCCCCCGCCUUGCGAGACCUGCCAGCCUGGCGAGAGCUCCACCCCCGGCGGUGUCCCUCCCGCCGAGAGCACCGGCGCUCCUGUCCCCCCGGCUGAGAGCACUGGUGCCCCCGUCCCUCCGGCUGAGAGCACCGGCGCCCCGGUCCCUCCCGCCGAGAGCACCGCCGCGCCCGUCCCUCCCCAGGAGACGACGCUCGUCCCCGUCCCCAGCAACCAGCCCCCGACUGAGACGCAGACCCAGUCUCCUCCUCCUCCGGUCGUGACUGCUGGCGCCUCCUUCAUGGCUCCGGCCGGCGCUCUGGCCAUGGCCAUUGCCGUCGCGAUCGUCGUGUAA
Messenger RNA from Purpureocillium lilacinum, 1983 nucleotides. RefSeq lists its product as uncharacterized. Gene Ontology annotation, cellular component: extracellular region. NCBI's taxonomy places the organism in Eukaryota, Fungi, Ascomycota, Sordariomycetes, Hypocreales, Ophiocordycipitaceae. The record is from RefSeq and is a predicted model, not a curated record.